Molecule: messenger RNA, 2031 nt
Organism: Cajanus cajan (pigeon pea)
Lineage: Eukaryota; Viridiplantae; Streptophyta; Magnoliopsida; Fabales; Fabaceae
Product: nucleobase-ascorbate transporter 2
Biological process (GO): transmembrane transport
Cellular component (GO): membrane
Molecular function (GO): transmembrane transporter activity
Source: RefSeq, a predicted model, not a curated record
AGAAAGAUAGCAACCGCUAACAAAGUUGAAGAAAAAAAGGCCUUAGUGCUCAGUGCUAGAUAACUUUUUCCUUUUUUCUUUUCUCAUCUCUUACUUUCAUAAUUUCAACAUCAUACAUUGAUUCAACCAGUUUCAUUCAGCCUCCACUGUCACUGAAUCAGUCUAGGUUCUUCACUUUCACUUUCUAUCUGGGAGGAUCAAAGUGUGUGUUUUGUCCUCUCGCUGCUUCUUCUUCUGUGCUUCAUAAGCAGUGAUCAUGGCAGCUAUAAAGCCCGAGGAGAUAAGCCACCCACCAAUGGACCAACUUCAAGGCUUAGAGUACUGUAUAGAUUCAAACCCAUCAUGGGCUGAGACUAUAGCUCUGGGUUUCCAGCAUUACAUUUUGGCCUUAGGAACUGCAGUGAUGAUCCCUUCAUUUCUGGUGCCUGUGAUGGGUGGAAGUGAUGAUGAUAAAGUGAGGGUGGUACAGACCCUGCUUUUUGUUGAAGGGAUUAAUACACUCUUGCAGACACUCUUUGGAACGCGAUUACCAACCGUGGUAGGAGGAUCAUAUGCAUUCAUGGUCCCCGUUAUAUCUAUAAUUCGUGAUCCUUCCUUUGCAAUGAUAGAGGACCCACAUCUGAGAUUUCUUAGCACAAUGAGAGCAGUCCAAGGAGCUCUAAUAGUAGCUUCAAGCAUACAAAUAAUUCUGGGAUUUAGCCAAAUAUGGGCUAUUUGUUCUAGAUUUUUCAGCCCACUGGGAAUGGUUCCAGUAAUUGCAUUAGUUGGCUUUGGAUUAUUUGACAGAGGCUUCCUUGUGGUGGGGACUUGCGUUGAAAUUGGAGUUCCCAUGCUAAUCCUGUUUAUAGCCUUCUCUCAGUACUUGAAGAAUUUUCAGAUAAGACAAGUACCUAUACUAGAGCGAUUUGCUCUACUGAUAGCAACAACAGUGAUAUGGGCAUAUGCACAUUUGUUAACAGCAAGUGGAGCAUACAAACACCGCCCGGACUUAACCCAGCGUAGUUGCAGGACAGACAGGGCAAAUCUCAUUUCUUCUGCUCCAUGGAUAAAGAUUCCAUACCCUCUUGAGUGGGGUGCUCCUACAUUUGAUGCUGGCCAUGCUUUUGGAAUGAUGGCUGCUGUGUUAGUCUCAUUAGUUGAGUCAACUGGGGCAUACAAAGCAGCAUCACGUCUAGCAAGUGCCACACCACCUCCUGCUCACGUCCUGAGCCGUGGUAUUGGUUGGCAGGGAAUCGGAAUCUUGCUGAAUGGCCUUUUUGGAACACUCACUGGUUCAACAGUUUCUGUAGAGAACGUGGGGCUUCUAGGAAGCAACCGUAUUGGCAGUCGAAGGGUCAUUCAAGUUUCAGCUGGCUUUAUGAUAUUCUUCUCCAUGUUAGGAAAAUUUGGAGCCUUAUUUGCAUCAAUACCAUUCCCCAUUUUUGCUGCUGUGUACUGUGUUUUGUUUGGAAUUGUGGCUUCUGUGGGGCUAUCAUUUUUGCAAUUCACCAACAUGAACUCCAUGAGGAACCUCUUUAUUUGUGGUGUUGCCCUCUUCUUAGGUUUGUCCAUUCCUGAGUAUUUCAGAGAAUACACUAUCAGGGCCUUUCAUGGCCCUGCUCAUACAAAGGCUGGAUGGUUCAAUGAUUUCCUCAAUACUAUAUUCUUUUCUUCCCCAACCGUUGCAUUGAUUGUUGGUGUGUUCUUGGACAACACUCUUGACUACAAGGAUAGUGCGAAAGAUAGAGGAAUGCCAUGGUGGGCUAAGUUUAGAACAUUUAAAGGAGAUGGCAGAAAUGAAGAAUUUUACACCCUACCUUUCAACCUCAACCGCUUCUUCCCUCCAUCCUAAAAGACUGAAGUGGAAAAACAUCAUUUCCAAAUAAGGGUUUGGGAGUGAAGAGCUAGACAAAAUGUUCAUGUAUGUAUUUUCAGGAAGCAGAGGAAUUUGGUUUAAUUACAGUUUUUCAUUAUAAUACAACAAAAACUUGCUUGUGAAUUAAAUUUUUAACUUAGUUCUCAAUUUUUUAAUUCGUUUGCUUAUUCUCAAUA